CAUGUUUAAUUCUCUUUUUAACAUCCAUCAGCUUUCAUGAUUCAUUUCCUACACCCAACCCGAUUCCAAUCGAUCAAUCUCCACCCUCCAUUUCAAAAUCUCUAUCGAUCGAGGUACUUCACCUAACACAAAUACCCUCUCUACCUUCCUUGCUUUGUAGCCAAACGAAAAUCGCAACCAAGAACUUCCCACAAACUCAAUCGUAAUCUCCAUCAAGCAAGCGACAUUACAUCGCAAGUAUCUGAGUUCUUGUGUUUCUCUCUUCCUCCCUCUGAAACCCUAACGGAACAAGAAUUAUUUCUGGCACAAGAUGAAAAUGGAGGCAAAAAAGAUAUGCCUUCUGGUAAUAGGUAUGCUGUUUGUAAUCCUUUCGAUCGCCAAUGCUGAUUCUUCUGUGCCAGUAUUGGUGAAGAAGGUGAAGGGGAAGAAAGUAUGUGAUAAAGGCUGGGAAUGUAAAGGCUGGUCGGAAUAUUGUUGUAACCUUACAAUUUCCGACUAUUUCGACACCUACCAGUUUGAAGAACUGUUUGCAAAGAGAAAUUCUCCGGUGGCUCAUGCCGCCGGUUUCUGGGAUUACAAGUCUUUUAUCACAGCCUCUGCCCUUUAUCAGCCCCAUGGAUUUGGUACAACCGGCAACAAGACUACUCAGAUGAAGGAGGUUGCAGCAUUUCUUGGCCAUGUUGGCAGCCAAACUUCUUGUGGGUAUGGAGUGGCAACCGGAGGACCGACAGCAUGGGGAUUAUGCUACAACAAAGAAAUGAGUCCAAGCCAAGAUUAUUGUGAUGAUUAUUACAAGUACACUUACCCUUGUGCCCCUGGAGCUGGAUACUAUGGCCGCGGUGCUUUGCCCAUCUAUUGGCAAUACAACUAUGGUAAAAUCGGUGAAGCCCUGAAAGUAGACCUUUUGAAUCACCCUGAAUACAUCGAGCAGAAUGCCACCUUGGCCUUCCAGGCUGCAAUUUACAGGUGGUUAACCCCGAUGAAGAAGGGUCAGCCCUCGGCCCAUGAGGCACUUGUGGGCACCUGGAAACCCACCAAAAACGAUACUUCAGCCAAGAGAUUCCCAGGAUUCGGUACCACCAUGAAUGUCCUUUAUGGUGAUCGCACUUGUGGGAAAGGGGACAAUGAUGAUAUGAACGCCAUCGUCUCCCAUUACCUGUAUUAUCUUGAUUUGAUGGGUGUUGGCCGUGAGGAAGGUGGACCCCAUGAUGUGCUGACUUGUGCCGAGCAAGAACCGUUCAAUCCAUCGGCUCCUACCCAAGCAUCUUCAAGGUAAGUGUGUUUUAACGCCAUGGGAUCGUUAUAAAAGGUGUUUGCUGUGAGAUUUGCAACUCCAAAGCUAUAAUAGCGUGAAAGCUCGUUACAUUUGUGGGAUGGUUUCUGUGUCGCUCCUCUGUUUAUAGAUUCAAAUUCAGACUUGUCUGUAUGGCGUGUUCUAUGUAGUUUGUGAAUUUUGGUGUUUUAUGAACUACAGACAUCGAUGUUAUAAAGAGAAUAUAUCGGUAUAUAUUGGUUACAC
Cynara cardunculus var. scolymus (artichoke) is the source of this 1519-nucleotide messenger RNA. RefSeq names its product chitinase-like protein 2. Gene Ontology annotation, molecular function: chitinase activity. The record is from RefSeq and is a predicted model, not a curated record. The transcript has 5 exons. The coding region runs from base 311 to 1276 and encodes 321 amino acids. Lineage: Eukaryota; Viridiplantae; Streptophyta; Magnoliopsida; Asterales; Asteraceae. Gene Ontology annotation, biological process: carbohydrate metabolic process; chitin catabolic process; cell wall macromolecule catabolic process.